AUUAUAUUAUUUUUCAUUUCUGUAUCAAAAAAAGAUGAGCUAAAUUUACUUGUUAUGCGUCAUUUUAAAUAAUAAAAUCAAUUCUGGGCCUACCCAAUGAAUAUCUACCAAAAGUUUUCGAUCCCGAUUAGCAAGAAUUAGUCUGUUUUUAGAUCCAUUUAAACCUGUUUGGUUGAAAUAGCGUAUUGUUUUUACUCGUUUUUAUUUUUACUCAAACAUGGACAAUUAAAAAGAUUUUGAUAAAAUGUUAAAAGAUUUUGAUAAAAUGUUAAAAUACGGAAUAAUUUUUAAGGAUGGAAGAACGUGCUGAAAGAAUAGCAUUCGAAUAAAUAGAAGUAUUUAUAGACGUGUAAUGUAUAAUGAAACAGAGAUACUCCUAUCUUAGAGACUAAAUAACAAUGAGAGUGAAUCACAUCGUUCCAAUACACCAUCAAUAAUCCCAGAUUACAUGUACGUGAAAGUUACACGAUUAACACAAGAAGGAAUGUGCUUUACUAUUUCCAUUAUGCGUAGGUAAUACUUAUUUAGCCUCUUAAUCUGUUUUAUCAUAUCCUGAUUAGAAACAAAGUUAAACCUCUUAGUAGUAGGACACACGGUAUGGUGAUACGUUCAUAGUCACCUUAUGUAAUAGACAAGCUAUACUUUGCUUAAAUAUUCUAAUUAGAAACCAAGAGAAACCUCUUUUGUAGUAGGGCACACGUAUGGUGGUUUGUUAAUAGUCACCUUAUUUAAUAAACAAGCUAUAUUUUGCUUAAAUGCUGCUUACCUUGUUUUAUCUCGACCUCUCCCAUCACCCCUACACUCCAACACGACUAAUAUCACGUACUUAAACAUAUUUUGUAUUCUGCUAGUGGAGUACUGUCAGUCGAAGUGGAUUAUAACCUUGUUUGAGACAUGUUUUAAUGACAUCACCGCAGCAGAGUUUGUAGCAUUCCCUUAACCGACAUUUGAUGCAGAAAUUUGAAAUUAUGGAAGGUGGCACUACUCCUGCAGCUGGGUCUUCUAGUUCAGGUAACAGAAAUUUGAUAGUACUGGUAGCAGUGUGUGCAAUCGUCGCCGUAAUAGCUAUAGUUAUAGCUGUAGUGGCAGUAUCGAGAUACUCGACCACUCCAAACAUCACCAUCCUAGGCGACCAAACGACAAUAGGUGGCAGCACCUCUGGCCAAGGAUCGUCUGCUGAUAGUUCUGGUAGGAGCUCUGGCUCAGCAGUCUCAUCAUCAUCUGGAGGACGGAUCUUCACGAUUGCUAUAGGGCUUGAUAUAGGCGCUUUAGAAUAUAGAGACACCUCUGGCUACUUGGCAGGCUUUCAUUUGGAUUUAAUUGACGCGGUUUGCACCGAGGCUGGCAUGGACUGUCGUACUAUAUGGGACAAGCAUACCAACUGCUGGGACACCACCCCAGGACAACCCUCACACGGCGGCCAGGGUUUGAUGGGCCGUUGGUAUGAUGCCUGCACCGGCUGGUUUCGUACCUUAGAGAGGAUCCAGGUGUUCAGUUUUUCUUCGUCAUUCUUUAAGGCCCCGAUCAGCUAUUUAUAUAUGAAGACGGGGAACGCUGCUUCGUUUCCUUCCAAAAAUUUAGCUAACAAGAAAAUUGGUUUCGUUGAUGGGUGGUUUAGUGAUGAAAAGUGUCUGUCCAGAUGGACUGACGUAACAGGUCAGGACAAUAUGACCAGCGACCACGUUAAUAACCUUGAAAAUAUCGUAGCCAAGUUGAAAAGUGACGAGAUAGAUGUAGCAUUUGUACCUGCAGUCCACAUGACAGGCUACACAUCAAGAGCCAACCCUGAGAUUGAACAAGUCCCUUGGGGUGGUUUUUAUUGCACGCUGGCUGGCAACGGAAUGAUGACACGGAAAGACAACGACUUCAACUCCUAUUGGAACGUAGGGUUCAACAAACUGGUCUCCAGCGGGAAGUUUAAGAAAUUAUGCGACGCAGCGGUUGUUAAACACGGUUCCCGUGGUCCCUUGGACUGCGUCGACGGCUAGCACUAUCAUCUGGAUACACCAUAUCAAAACUGAAGAAGAGAGAGACAUUGGACCCCAAGUACCAACGUACAAACUAAAUCCGUCAGAAAAUCAGUUCCAUUUGUUUAUUGUAUUUUCCAAGGCCGUCAAGUCAUCUUUGGACAGGGAGUGUGUGAGAUAUAUGUUCAUUAUACAUACUAAAGUCACCACUGUGUUCAUACACAGUUACUAUCGAAAGAUAGCAUCUCCCCUGUUCUCAUCUGAAACAAUAGGAUUGUCGGCCAGUGGACCUUUCCACUUGGGAAUGCAUUUUGUAUAAUAUCCCAGUACUAGUAUCUAUAUUCAACUUUAUUUUUGAAUUAUUUCGAGGAAUAUACUACAACUCUAAAAUUGAUAUGUAUAUAUUAUAGAUCUAGAAUAAAUAUAUAUUUCUUUUUUCUAUGAUCACUAUUCAACUGAUCAAAAGUCCUUGGUAAAACGAAAAUCGCUUGUAGAAAGUAAACUUUACAAUU
Lingula anatina is the source of this 2479-nucleotide messenger RNA. RefSeq lists its product as uncharacterized. The record is from RefSeq and is a predicted model, not a curated record. NCBI's taxonomy places the organism in Eukaryota, Metazoa, Brachiopoda, Lingulata, Lingulida, Lingulidae.